This is a messenger RNA of Paramecium sonneborni, 1689 nucleotides long. The record is from the annotation of a GenBank genome assembly. NCBI's taxonomy places the organism in Eukaryota, Ciliophora, Oligohymenophorea, Peniculida, Parameciidae.
UUAAAAUGUUUAAUAAUUAAAUGUAACAACCUAACACACCAUAUGGACCUGCGACAACUUAAAUACCUUAAAAUUAAAAUCGAAAUCUAUAAUAGCCCUCUUAAAUUCCAAAUCAGAAAUAAAUAUACCCACAAAUGGUAUAUUAAAUUUUAUUAAUGUAAUAGAUUCCUCAAUUAUAAACAUAAACAAUUACUCAAACUCCAAACAAUAUUCCUCCUCAGGGUAAUUAAAGUUAGUAAUAAAUAAGACCAAAUAUGAUUUCAAACAGAAUCGUACCCUAAUAAGUAAAUGUUAAUCUUAGAUAAACUAGGAACCUCUUGGAUCAAUAAGAAAUUAAGUUCAACCAUUUAAAUCAUCUCCAUAAAAAUACAUGAAAGUUGAUGUUCCAUAAUCUAUUCGAAGCUAAAAUAAUUCAUCCCCUUAAGGUCCAGCAUCAUAUAAAAGUAAUACUAACCUCUCAGGUUAAAAACCUGCAUUUGUUGAGUAUCUACCUCCUGUUUAUGUUCCUCAUAUUGAACCAAUGAUUACAUAGACUUUGGUCGAUAAUCCAAUAAAAGUAGUGGACUUAAACAAAUUUGAAGAAAUGUGGAAGAAGAGGAUGCAAGGAAUUGAAGACUUAUUAGCAACAAAAUAAAUACCAGUUGAAGCUGAAACAAUAGAAUUAAGGGCUGCAUAAAAUGACGAUAGUGAAAAAGUUAUUGAACUUUAAAAUGAACUAUUUCUAAUAAGAUAAUAGCUCGAAGAUAGAGAUAAAGAAAUUAUGGAUCUCAAAUCUUAAUUAUAAUCUGCCAUUGAACAAUUAGAUUUUGAAAAUUGUAAAUAUUAUCAUAUUAUAUUAGAAUAAAGUAAGAAUUCGGCUUCUGUAUAGAUUUCAGAAUUAUAAAUGAAGAUUACUACUCUCUAGUCAAGUAUUGUUAAUCUUAAACUUGAACUUUAAUAAUCUGAUUAAAAUUUGGAAAAAUAUUAACAAGACAAUUUUACAUUGAGAAAUGACAUCCAAAAUUAUAUUAUGCAAUGCUAAAUAAAGGAUGAAACAAUUAUAAAAUUGAAUCAGUAAAUAAAAUAAUUAACUUUGGACUUUUGUAUAUUAUUUUUCUUUAUAUUUUUAGAAUAAAAUAAAAAUGGAUCUAACAUUCAAGUGAAUGAAUUAUCAAUAUAAAUAACUACUUUCCAAUAAACAAUUUCUAAUUUAAAAAAUGAAUUGUUAUAAAAUUCUUAAUUAAUAGAAAGAUUAUAAUUAGAAAAUGUAUAAUUAAGAAAAGAAAUAUAAAAUUAUAUUGAUUAAUGUAAUGAAAAGGAUGAUUUAAUUUAAAAAUUGGAUUAAGAAAUAUCAGAAUUAAAUUAACAUGUAGAAUAAUUAACUGAAGAAAUUACAACAACACAAUCUAUUAAAACUUAUGAAGAAGAAGCUAAAAUUUGGAAAAAAAAGUUUAAAGAACUUAAUGAUGUUUAUCAUUCAUGUUAGGAGAAAUUGAUGGUAAAAGAAGCAGAAUACGAAUCAUUGUAGAAAUAAUAAAGCUCCUAAAGAAUAGUAACUUAGACAACUGUUGUACAAUAAAAUAGUUCUAGGUUUGCCAAAAAUGUAAAUUUAAAUAAUCAAUUUUAAAGGAUUCCGAUUAUGUUUCAAGUAGUCUUACUUAAAAUGAUAUUGAGAAAUUACAAAGUUUGUAAAAGCCGCUAUAAUUAUGA